Messenger RNA from Pogonomyrmex barbatus (red harvester ant), 2555 nucleotides. RefSeq names its product histidine decarboxylase (gene Hdc). The record is from RefSeq and is a predicted model, not a curated record. Gene Ontology annotation, cellular component: cytoplasm. Lineage: Eukaryota; Metazoa; Arthropoda; Insecta; Hymenoptera; Formicidae. Gene Ontology annotation, molecular function: pyridoxal phosphate binding; histidine decarboxylase activity. Gene Ontology annotation, biological process: histamine biosynthetic process; L-histidine catabolic process.
GAGCGACACGCAUUCCGUUGAUUCGCUUCCGUCGCGGAUAUAUCCUGCUUGAGGACGAAAAGGGGAGCAAACAUCUGACAGGUGGCUACGACGGUAUUUCCCGUAUUGUGCAACUUCAAGUCAUAUUUCCAGCUCAAUUCGUCACGAGAGUGAUCAACGUAGGAUUUUCCAUCAGAUAGAAUGAAUUUGGAGGAAUAUCGCAAACAUGGAAAGGAAAUGGUGGAUUACAUCGCCGAUUAUUUAGAAAACAUCCGUUCUCGGCGAGUAUAUCCGGCGGUCUCGCCGGGAUACUUGAGAAAUGUUCUGCCAGCGUCAGCCCCAGUAGACGGUGAAUCCUGGGAGGACAUAUUUGCCGACAUUGAGAAAUGCAUCAUGCCGGGUGUGACGCAUUGGCAGAGUCCGCACAUGCAUGCCUACUUUCCGGCCCUGAAUUCACCUGCCAGUCUACUGGGCGACAUGCUGGCCGACGCAAUAAACUGUCUGGGUUUCACAUGGGCUUCUAGUCCAGCAUGUACCGAGUUAGAAACGAUCGUUAUGAAUUGGUUAGGCAAAAUGAUCGGUUUACCUGAAGAUUUCCUGCAUCGACCGGGCGGUUCCGGCGGCGGUGGGGUCAUACAAACAACGGCAUCGGAAGCCACGCUAGUGUGUUUGCUUGCAGCCAGAACUAGAGCUAUUAGGGACGUGCAGGAGAAUGAUCCUAACUGUUUGGCGACUGAAAUCAAUUCGCGACUAGUCGCGUACUGCUCGGAUCAGGCACAUUCGAGUGUCGAGAAAGCUGGACUUAUAGGACUAGUUCGAAUGCGAUACAUUGAAUCGGACAAUGAAUUAAGCAUGAGAGGAGACGCUUUACUUGAAGCACUAACGCGCGAUCGAGCUGAUGGUCUACUUCCUUUCUUUGUAUGUGCAACUCUAGGCACUACAGGUGCAUGUGCUUUCGACAAUCUCAAAGAAAUCGGACCGAUAUGCCAACAAAAUGGCUUAUGGUUACAUGUUGAUGCGGCCUAUGCUGGUAGUGCUUUCGUGUGUCCCGAAUUUCGCGGUUGGCUUCAAGGAGUGGAGCUUACUGAUUCCAUCGCCUUCAAUCCAAGCAAGUGGCUUAUGGUCCACUUUGAUUGUACAGCCAUGUGGGUAAAAAACAGUCAAGCACUGCACAGAACAUUUAAUGUUGAUCCAUUGUAUUUAAAGCACGAAAAUUCAGGUAAUUUUAUAAUAUAAUAUCAUUGGCAGAUUCCUCUAUCCAAAAGAUUUAGAGCUUUAAAAUUGUGGUUCGUUAUCAGGAAUUAUGGAAUUACUGGCUUACAAAAACAUAUACGAGAGGGUGUGAGAUUGGCACAGAAAUUCGAAGCUCUAGUUUUGGCCGAUGCUCGCUUCGAAAUUCCUGCCCCGAGACAUCUUGGCAUGGUAGUUUUUCGUCUUCGCGGCGAAAAUACUUUGACAGAACGUUUGCUAAAAAAGCUUAAUUCGCGAGGUCGACUACAUUGCGUGCCAGCCGCCUUACAUGGAAAAUAUGUCAUCAGAUUUACAGUUACUUCGACAAACACGACGAAUGAGGAUAUUUUAAGAGAUUGGGCAGAAAUACGGAGUACGGCUAAAGAAAUCUUGGGUGAUACUACGCAAGCACCUAUACGAGCUAAAGUUCCUCUGGCAGACACACGGCAGAAGAACGAGAAUUUCGGAUCGAGUUUACUAUUAGCCAAUUCACCGAUGUCGCCAAAAAUCGUGAAUGGUAGUUUUGCCGCCAUAUACGAUACGGCCGAUGUAUUUGAAGAAUGCAUGAAAACUUUUGGAAAAAUUCAUCUUGAGGCGAGAGAUAGUCCAGCUAUGCGUCGUCGUAUUCGCGGAAUAUUAAUGUCAGGCAAGCAGUUUUCUUUGGAUUCUCGCAUGGAUCUUGUUCAGGGAUACGUUUGUAGCCGUCCACUCUCAGAUUCUCCUUCUGAAUUACCACUAAUGAAAGAGGAUGAAGAUGCCGGGGCAUGCGAGUCAACAUCUGAUGUUGACACAAUGGAUGAAUCCGAUAACGAUAAAUCGAUUGUUUAUAAAAAUUGGGAAGAUUCUGAUAACUCCGAAGCAACUAAAAAGGAAUCAUCUAUCUCGAAGGCCUCGUGUUAUACAGUGGUGAAUGGUUCGCUAAUUAACAUUGAUGUUGAAGAUAACAGCGAAAACACGGUAACUAUUGCUUCGGCUAAUGUAGGCUUUCCUAGAAGUGAGACCAUAGCUGCUAUCGGUCAUCGACCUUAUACAGGCGAUUUAGAGCCUAUCCGAUUUUUGAGGAAGGAAAAGUCAGUGAAAGGAAAUGAAGAAAAAAAUGACAAGGGAGAAUUCUGUAGAAAAUGUGGUCAUUUCUCUGAACAUCAGUAAUUAGUCCAGAAGCUUUAAGUAUUCUUCAUGCGUUGAAGAACGUACGCACUCAAAGCCGUGUUUCAUGUUUUUUGCAAAAAUGACAGUUUAAGAUUAUUUUGCCAAUAUAUCAUUGGUGUGGUAUGAUGAAAGAACAAAUAUGUUCUAUCAGUAUUAAAUAAAUUUUCAAACAUUAAAAACAUUAUUUCGAAAUAUUA